Molecule: messenger RNA, 2315 nt
Organism: Homalodisca vitripennis (glassy-winged sharpshooter)
Lineage: Eukaryota; Metazoa; Arthropoda; Insecta; Hemiptera; Cicadellidae
Product: serine protease snake-like
Exons: 7
Coding region: 447-1148 (233 amino acids)
Biological process (GO): proteolysis
Molecular function (GO): serine-type endopeptidase activity
Source: RefSeq, a predicted model, not a curated record
UACACGUGUAUAAUUUCUCAUUUCAAUUACCUUACAGUAUACAAAUAACCUGCCUACUACUGUGUAAUUUAUAUCAGUUCCUGAUUAUAGAUGAAGAAUGUCGAAGAGAAGGAGAAAAUGUUUGGCUGUGUAAGAGAGACAAGGAUUGUCCUGGAGCCAGAAAGGUGUUACAAAGUGGAGGUAAACUUGUCUCCUGUUUCUGGAAGAAUUCCACGACCCACAUCAUAUGCUGCCCUCCUGAAAAGUCUGUUAGAAAGCGUGUUACAGUGAGUGAAAAAAAGUGCGCUGAGUUUCAGAAAAGGCUGUGCCAACACCAAGUAUAUGGAACAUUAUCAAAGCAGUAUAUUAGUCAGGUGAACCAAAAAGAUUUCUCCAGAUAUAAUGUUAGAAAUCUUGCACUGUCUGCAAUUGGAGGCAAAUUGUCUAAAGCUAAGGAGUUUCCGAGCAUGGCACUGAUCGGAUAUGACGAAGAAGAGUCCAUCUCCUGGCAGUGUGGAGGGUCUCUUAUCAGUGAGAGAUACGUCCUUAGCGCUGCUCACUGUUCUCUAACCGUCUAUGGGCUAGCUCGGUGGGUGCGCCUGGGAGACCUGGACAUCAGUACAGACAAGGAUGACGCGCGGCCACAACAGUUCGAGAUCAUCGAGCGUAUCGUACACAGCGGCUACAAGGCGCCCGCCUUCUACAACGACAUCGUCCUGUUCCGUCUGGACAGAGCGGCCGUGUUCGAUGAGUACGUGAGGCCGGCCUGCCUUCACACGGGCAUGGCCGAUCUGACUGGCGUGGGCAUAGCUACUGGCUGGGGCCGAAACGAAUCAAAUGGUCCAACAAGCUCCUCUCUAGUGAAGGUGGACCUCAAGUUCCUGCCCAGUGAGGAGUGUCAGCGAGUGGUGGGCACAGUGGAGAGAUACCUGCCGGCAGGGCUGGACACCCAGACAAUGCUGUGUGCGGGCGAACCGGGCAAGGAUACAUGUCAGGGAGAUUCAGGAGGUCCACUGAUUUUAGCUGAUCGAGGGAACUUGUGUCUCGAUAGACAAGUGGGAGUUACAUCGUUUGGUCCCAAGGAUUGCGGUAUGGCUUCUGCUCCGGGCGCCUAUGUCAGAGUGGCUCACUUUGUGCGCUGGAUAGAGUCUGUGGUCUGGCCUGAGUAGCUUCUGAUCCAUUCAUACUGAUAUAUUAUAAAAUGUUACAACAACUACCUAUGAAUAAGAAUUUGCUUAAGAUAUUUGGGAAUUACCGCAUUCAGAAACAUUAUCCAUAUAAAUACACACAAAUUUUCGUAAACUUUGAUAUUUUGAUGCGCGUGUUCACUUUAACUCCAUUUCAUGUUCCGCUAAGUGCAGCGUCUGAGAUCUUACACUGUCACGGAUAUGACUGUUGGAACCUGGAGUCCACGUCUGUAUAGGGAUCUAACAAGAGCGAAACGCUAGAGGACCUAGGAAAUGCUCUUUAGUACUUUCCAUAAAUUCAGAAUUCGAAACGUACUCUUGACAACAAAAGGAGUUAAUUUCCUAUUGCAUCGCUUGACAUAAGAUGCAGUUAUGCCAAAAAAUUUGCGUCUUGUUUACUCUGCAGAAUACCUGCAGAAUCAAUGAGGACUGUUCCGGUUGUCUCAUUUUUGCAUCUAAUGAGGCAGUUACUGAGAGUACAUAUCGAAGUCAUGACAAGUACUAAGUAGUAUAGCCAGGAUAACCUGCUGUUUCGGUUUUGCUGGAUCCCUUCUGACAGACUUGGACUCUAGAUUACAGGUGUGAAGAAUCUCAGUUCUCAAACGGAAGGAGAACUAAGCGGGAGGAAAAAAGGAGCUAAGCUCACCUUCGCAUUGAAUUAACCAUUUCUACCAUAGGUGUGUUUGAUAUGUUCUCAUACACUCUUUUGAUGUAGGUAAAACCUGUUAAACAAAUUCAAAAUCACUUUUUAAACCCAGAUUCAUCUAUAAUUUAUUUGAUAAUUUGAAAUAUACCUAUAUUAUAUAAAAUUCUGUAUUGAUUUCCAUAUAUUAAGACUUUUGAUCAAGAAUUUCUUAUAAGUUCUCUUGAAUUACAACUGUAUUUAAGCAGCUUUAUAACAUAUAACUUCUUUCAUCUUGUGUAUUCUGUGAUACUAAUGUACUUUAACACUACGUAAGGCAGUGAGUAUAACUGACCUGUACUAUUUUGACAGUUAUUCUUAUUCUUAUUAUUUUUGGCACAAGAUAAUAAUUUAUAGUUGUACUGUAUAUAAUUAAUUAACAUAAACAAUUCUAGUUAUGAUGCAAACUUAUAUAUUAUGCUUGUUUGAGAUAACAGGAAAUAUCAAAUGCUGUUAAUAUUGAAGAA